AUGGUCGACGUGACGGAAUUUACAGCAGACGUUGGUGCUGGCGUUUUGCUGACGCUGAAGAGACAAAACCAAACCGGGUACUUCCUCCUGGACGCGUUCAUCCCGAUCUUGAAACAGCUAGCUGGCGAUUUCACGGGGUUGGACAUUGAACUGUUGCGGGACGAGCUGCAGAACCAGGGAUCGCCGCUUAGUGAGCCGAAGGAAAGUCAAUUGCUGUCGAGAUUUGGCGUUCUAGUGGACAGAGACGUGGAGGGUCGGAAAUGGAUCACUGGGGAGAAGGCGGUACAACUGUUGGAUAGUGCGAAAAUUGGCCACCUGUUCAAGGCACAGCUGGACAGCUCGACUGCCAUGCCAGAGACGGAAUCCACUCCGGAAGUUUCGGCUGAAAAGAGGAGCUCCAACAACAAGAGGAAUACACACUCGGAAAAGAACGAGUUGCAAUUCCAUGGGCAUCACAGGGACUUUGAUAUAGAAAACGGACACACCGACGUGGGAUCCCCGUUGAAGAAAAUCAAACUAGACGAUAGCUUGAUCGCAAAGGAUUCGCUCGAUGGCCUCAUGGCAUCCAAUCCGAUCCCCAUUUUUGGGCAUGAUAUUGACACACAGAUAAUCAGGUCGCCACUAUCCCUAUCAAGAGCGUACAGUGGAGACACAGGCGCGGACAAUGGUCAAAGAAUGAAACUGGAAUCUUUCCUACAACGGCUACUGUUCCCGGAAAGCAGUAACAACAACGGGACAGGGCAAGAGGGAGCGACUUCUGUUGACAUGAAAUCACUGAUCCGGGAUAAUGAUGCUGCGUUCCCCGGGGUUGACCUCAACUUGAAUAUUCCUGUAGAUGAGCAUGGGAACACUCCCCUGCACUGGCUGACAUCUAUUGCAAAUCUAGCACUCGUGAAAGAGCUCGUCAAGCACGGUGCUAACCGACUUGUUGGAGAUAAUAACGGAGAAACUGCACUGGUCAAGGGGGUCAAGUCGGUCAACAACUACGAUUCAGGGACGUUUGAGGAACUCUUGGAUUACUUGUACCCAUGCCUCAUAAUAGAGGAUAAUAUGAAAAGAACCAUCUUGCAUCACAUCACAAUCACUUCUGGAAUGGCAGGUUGCUCAUCAGCAGCCAAAUACUACCUGGAUAUAUUGAUGGGGUGGAUAGUGAAGAAGGAAACCAGAUCCGUGGAUCAGGGCAAAGGCAAAGAUAUAAUCCUGAAACAACUCACGCUGAAAUGGGUCAUUGCAAAUAUGCUCAACGCACAGGACUACAACGGGGACACGUCCUUGAACAUUGCAGCGAGACUGGGAAACGUCGCUAUUGUCGAUGCUCUGCUGGAUUAUGGUGCCGAUCCGUACAUCGCCAAUAAGUCCGGGCUACGGCCUGUUGAUUUUGGAGCGGGCACUUCAAAACUACCCACAAAGGUCGAUGAGAACAACAACGAAAGAGAACAUGAUCCGGAGAACGAUGAUGGAUUACUGAAAUUCGAUACGAUGAAAGAGCCGGAUACAGUUAGCCUGAUCAACGACAUGAAGACGCUAUUGAGCAGCGUCUCGAAGGAUUACGACACAGAGUUGAGCAGCCACAAGGAUAAAGUUGGACCAAGCUACAUUCUAGAAUUAGAUAGACAACGAGAAGAGUUGGCCUCGUCUCGAGAUAAGCUGACGCGUACAAAACACCUCAACGACGAGUACAGCCUGCUGAAGGAACAGCUGGACAAUAUCACCAAGGGGAUCGAAGAGGAGGAGAGCAAUUUUGUGCAAGAAAGUGCGAAACUUGGUAUUUCUGCUGAAGAAAACGCAGGCAUGGAUUGGGAUUCGAGCGAGUUUGAUGCGGACGAACCGUUUAGGGUGGACUUCAUAUAUGAGCACUUGGAGACCAAGUUGCAGAACGAGUACGGGGGAGACAUCGAAAAACUCCUCAACGAAGAGUCUGUUGAAAACGUUAUGAAGCAAAUACGAUCGUCCCACAGCGACGAAUCCAUCUCGAACACUCUCCCGCCAUCUGCUUUGUUAAAGGCGAGGAUAAACGCAUACAGAAGGAACGACGAGUACCUCGGGCAAAUGCUACUCAACAUAAGAGAGAGACAAGCCAACCUGGAAGGUAAAUUCAGGAGGGUGCUUUCCCUAUGUUUGAAAGUUGACGAGGAUAAAGUAGAUGGGAUGCUGGAUGGAUUGUUGCAAGCAAUUUCUUCUGAAGAUCCACAAGAUAUUGACACGGGAGAAAUGCAAGAAUUCUUAAACAAGCAUGCGAUAGCGUAA
Molecule: messenger RNA, 2247 nt
Organism: Huiozyma naganishii CBS 8797
Lineage: Eukaryota; Fungi; Ascomycota; Saccharomycetes; Saccharomycetales; Saccharomycetaceae
Gene: SWI6
Product: transcriptional regulator SWI6
Exons: 1
Coding region: 1-2247 (748 amino acids)
Cellular component (GO): MBF transcription complex; SBF transcription complex
Molecular function (GO): transcription coactivator activity; protein binding
Source: RefSeq, a predicted model, not a curated record